AUACGACAAAUCAAAACUAAUUAAAUGCUCUCCCUAAUGUCCGGUCAUCUCUGUAUCUCACAGCUUCAAGGCUGAAAUUCGACUCUCAAUCUUUCCCAGAACAGCUUUCCUCCUCCUUUAACCACUGCACCAAAAACAAAACUUCUCCUGUCUCUCUCCUUCUUUCUCUUGAUUUCCCGAAAGGAAGCUAGCACAGAAAGUAACAGAGAAACGAUGCCGUGCUAGAUGCUCUGAGAGACAAAUUGAAAUAACCAAUCAUGGCUAUAGCUGAGCACAAGUCUCCGUCUGAUACUAAUAAUAAUAGUACGAACAACAACAAAGUUUGGGGACUCUUCAAGAUGCCGUUUAGAGGAGGCAACGGUAACACGACGCCGUCUUCGUCAACGCAUCAACACAGUCAAAGUAACUCACAAGUUGAAGGAUCGAAUACUCAGGCUUCGAAUUCGGUGUCUUCUGUUGCCAGAUCGCUUUUGCUAACACGGCGUCGUCUUAAACUUGAUCCUGCAACUAAGCUUUACUUUCCUUAUGAACCUGGGAAGCAGGUCAGAAGUGCCAUCAAAAUAAAAAAUACUAGCAAGUCUUUUGUAGCUUUCAAGUUUCAAACAACUGCACCAAAAAGUUGUUUCAUGCGUCCUCCAGGAGCUAUACUUGCCCCUGGGGAAAGUAUCAUAGCGACUGUAUUCAAGUUUGUUGAGCACCCAGAAAACAAUGAGAAACCAAUGGAACAGAAGAGCAAGGUUAAAUUUAAAAUAAUGAGCUUAAAGGUGAAAGGCAUGAUGGAAUAUGUACCUGAGCUGUUUGAAGAGCAGAAGGAUCACGUAGCAAUAGAGCAAAUAUUGCGAGUCGUUUUCCUAGAUCCAGAGCGGCCAAGUCCUGUUCUAGAGAAGUUGAAGCGUCAAUUGGCUGAUGCUGAUGCUGCAGUUGAAGCACGCAAAAAGCCUCCAGAAGAAGCAGGUCCAAGAAUUAUCGGGGAAGGACUUGUGAUAGAUGAAUGGAAAGAGCGAAGAGAAAGAUACCUCGCUCGACAGCAAGUUGAAGGAGUGGACUCUGUAUAGAGCAACAACAGUUGUCCUCAAGGUGCCUUCAUAUGAACAAGUAAAUUUUAUAUAUUUUCACCAUUCAGUAUAUUCAUGCAAUCUUUUCAUGUAACAUGAAAGUUGUUGUUGUAUUCAGAGGAUCAUGUAGGAAACUCCAACAUGUUUCUAUGUAAAAAUUAAAAGAAAAUGUGAGGUGAAUUUUUUGUGAUUUGAGAUGUUAAAACUCAUGCUGUCACCUUCUGCCUGUAGAUAAUUGUGAUUUUGUUUUCCCUAUUUUUUUUCCUCUCUGUUACCAAAUAAAACUGUCUUUCAUGGGAUGUAAUGCA
Molecule: messenger RNA, 1363 nt
Organism: Jatropha curcas
Lineage: Eukaryota; Viridiplantae; Streptophyta; Magnoliopsida; Malpighiales; Euphorbiaceae
Product: PapD-like superfamily protein
Biological process (GO): endoplasmic reticulum membrane organization
Cellular component (GO): endoplasmic reticulum membrane; plasma membrane
Source: RefSeq, a predicted model, not a curated record